Trichoderma harzianum CBS 226.95 is the source of this 610-nucleotide messenger RNA. RefSeq lists its product as hypothetical. The transcript has a single exon. Gene Ontology annotation, biological process: fatty acid biosynthetic process; secondary metabolite biosynthetic process. The record is from RefSeq and is a predicted model, not a curated record. The coding region runs from base 45 to 470 and encodes 141 amino acids. Lineage: Eukaryota; Fungi; Ascomycota; Sordariomycetes; Hypocreales; Hypocreaceae. Gene Ontology annotation, molecular function: fatty acid synthase activity.
UGCUGGAUGCAGUAGUUGGCUACAGCAAGAGUGGGAUUGCUGUGAUGUAUGCAGCUGGUGCACUCACAGCUAAGGAAGUCAUUACCACAUCGUGGAAGCGAGAGAUGGCAUCUCAGAAGCCGAAAAAGGCCGGGGGCAUGGCGGUGAUUGGCCUGAGUGCAGAGGAAGCGUCCCCGCUGUUAUCUGCCGGCAUAGUCGUGACUUGCGAGGACUCUCCCAAGAGCGCAAUAAUUUCUGGAGAUGCAAAGGAAAUUCAGAAACCCGUUGAGCACACUCGAGAGAGCCACUCUGAUAUAGGAGCGCGAGUGCUAAAGGUCGACAAGGCCUACCACUCUCAUCACAUGAGCGAGACUGGCAGCGAAUAUCACGCCAUGAUUCAGCCACAACUGGAGGACAAAUCGCCUCUCAAACUCUCCUUUUUCAACGUAACGGGGGACAAAAUAAAAGAACACCUACAUGACUUGUACUAACAAAAGAACCUCGAAACUCCUGUAUUCUUCAGGUCAGCCGUUGCCCCUAUCGUCGAGUACUUCGAUACCAUUGCAUUCCUCGAGGUCGGAGCUCAUAGGGCGUUAGAUGGUCCAAUCAGGCAAAUCCUGGCUCAGUCGGC